This is a messenger RNA of Striga asiatica, 954 nucleotides long. NCBI's taxonomy places the organism in Eukaryota, Viridiplantae, Streptophyta, Magnoliopsida, Lamiales, Orobanchaceae. The record is from the annotation of a GenBank genome assembly.
GCUUGGAAUGCCGCCAGCCCAUGAUUCAUACGACGUCGUAUGCAUCAUUUUUGAAGCCCUAUAUCGCUCCCUGAGGCUUUAGGGUUUCAUCAACUCCAGAAAAAUAACGAAGGGCGGCUAGCUGACCUACACUUCCAGCCAUGGUUCUCAAGACUGAGCUUUGCCGUUUUAGUGGUGCCAAGAUCUACCCUGGAAAAGGCAUUAGAUUCAUUCGAUCCGACUCACAGGUUUUCCUCUUUGCCAACUCGAAAUGCAAGAGGUACUUCCACAACCGCCUGAGGCCAGCUAAGCUUACUUGGACUGCCAUGUACCGCAAGCAGCAUAAGAAGGACAUUGCUGCCGAAGCUGUGAAAAAGAGGCGCAGAGCUACCAAGAAACCUUACUCGAGGUCCAUUGUUGGCGCCACAUUGGAAGUUAUCCAGAAGAGAAGGACUGAGAAGCCUGAGGUCCGUGAUGCCGCACGUGAAGCAGCCUUGCGUGAAAUCAAGGAGAGGAUCAAGAAAACCAAGGAUGAGAAGAAGGCAAAGAAGGCUGAGUUGGUGUCCAAGCAGAAGAGUGGCAAAGGCAACGUGUCAAAGAGUGCUAUGCCAAAGGGUCCCAAACUCGGAGGUGGUGGUGGCAAACGUUGAAAUAGUAAGAUUUUGCAAACCAAACCUAAAAUGUUUGUUAGUUCUGUAUGAAGGACAUUUGAGACAAAGCUGGGGGUGGGUUGUUUGUUACCUUUUUGAGCAGUUUGGAUUUGUUUACCAUGGGAUUUUUCUUGUUUUUUUCUCAUUAGCUUGUAACCUCACUUUUGAUCAGACGAGAUUUUAAUUGAAAAUGAUACAUGGGUUUAUGUUAUGUUUGAUCGUGCGAUUUUGUGUUGCUUUAUGUUAUGGUCAAGUUGUAUGAUUGCUCACCAUAUGCCCUUUGGCCUUUGGUGUUGUUUUGUUAUUGCUGAUUGUUAUUUGUCCA